Messenger RNA from Acanthochromis polyacanthus (spiny chromis), 2439 nucleotides. RefSeq lists its product as uncharacterized. The record is from RefSeq and is a predicted model, not a curated record. The transcript has 18 exons. The coding region runs from base 1 to 2439 and encodes 812 amino acids. NCBI's taxonomy places the organism in Eukaryota, Metazoa, Chordata, Actinopteri, Pomacentridae.
AUGUUGAAAGAUGAAGCGUUCACAACAGUGUUCCAGCUUCGGCUACAUGGGAGCCAGUUGGCUGAAGAUGAAAUCUACCAGAUGGCUGAAACCUGCCACUACACUGCUUGGGCCUGCAGGGAAAUUGUCUGCGAUCACAACUAUAUGGAGGUGUCUGUGAAAAGGGCGGCUCCGGAUGAUUACAUCCUGCCUAAAAAUCCCAUCCCGGAGGCUCAUGCAAUGCUUGGUCAUCUUCGAAGAUCUGCAGAGAAACGGCCUAUUGAUGCAGGCUUCAGAAUGACAACCAUCACCUUCUUCACACCUGAGGAGAAGGUUAUGAAGGUGAUCGAUGCCCAGAGAAGUGGACACGGGAUUGCAAACACUCCUAAAAGGCUGGUUCUCAGAAGUCCAAAGGCUUCACCGGAAACGUACACUCAAAAUGUAGCAGGGGUGCCUAUGCUGGUGGUAAAGACCUCAACAGUUUUUGAAAAGAAGUGGCUGGUAACUCGGAUUGAUGCGGCAGCCGCUUGCCCAAUACAGGAAGGUAGUGUUUUCUUCACUGCCAACACAAUCACCUGGUACCUUCCUCGGCACAUCGACCCACUGAUUUCCUACGGCCAGCCAAAACUGUUAGAGGUGUACAUGGGCAUCGAUGGUCAGAGGCUUGAUGCUGCUGAAGUUGAGGCCAGACGGUAUUCACUGACUGUCACUGACGCGUACAUCAUCAGCGUCAUUCCUAUUGGAGCUGUUGGUGGUUACUUCAAGAGCCACGUUCAGGAUGGCCAGUACCACGUCUCCUACACGAUCGAGCCGAUGAUCGAGAUGUUCUGGACUGAAGAUGCCACUCAUGAGGGAACCAGAUACAAAGUCUUCUUCCCCAUCACAACACCACUACUGCCACGACCACCUCAAGUUACUGACCGCACUGUCGCAGCAGAGCGGGUGUUCAAGCUUGAGCUUGGCUAUUUUUGCCCAGAUGUGGCACUGGUGAAUAUUACCUUCCCCACUGAGGUUGUGUCCGUGGCAGAGUGCCGAGCCAGGGGCAUUAACGUCCUGGAGCACAUGUACCCCAACAGCAGCUACAAGGUCUUCACAGUUGAAGUGCCCUUCACAGACCCGGUUGUUCAACAAACGAGCCAAGUAGGGGCUACGGUCUACUCUCUUCACCUGGUCUUCGGCUUAGUUGUGUUGGAUGAUUUUGUUCCUUUUUCUCACACUGCUUAUGUGCAAGCUACUUUAGAAAACAUUGUUCCUCCCUCAGUCUCUGGUGGCUGUGAUUAUCAGAACUUUUACAUCCUUGUGAAGUAUGGAACUCAAGGCUUCAACUUCCAGACUGCAGUGGGGACACAAUUGCUGACCCAAACUUUGGCUCAGCAGUAUGGCUUCGUGGAGAAUGGAACACACUUCAGCUUUGUAGUGCCGUUUUUUGACCCUGCUGUUGUGUACGAGGCUAUUGAACUGUCAUCUAUUAAGAGCAGACUUGAUGUUACUCUGAGGAACCUGGAAACAAACACGAUUAUCAAAGAAUUCUCCGUGGCUUGCAAUUUCAUUUCAUCGCUGACUGAGUGUUUCCCUAAUGGAACCAUGACCGCUCUAGCUGUGAAACUGGAGUCAGUUCCAGGUCUGAACCCCAGUCAGCUCACACUCAGAGACCCCACCUGUGGUCCUGCCUACAGCGAUGAGCGCUACGCUUACUUUGUCUUCACUGGGAACUCUUGUGGGACCACUAGGAAGUUUUUGCCCAAUAUGAUGAUGUAUGAAAAUGAAAUCUCGCUGCCGGAUGAGCUUGAAGCAAAAAGGGCAUCUAACUCAGAGGAACCGGAGUAUGAGUUAAAAGUUUCAUGCUAUUAUGACAUCAACACAACCUAUGCUGUGGCCUUUCAACCGAGACAACGCAGGAACGAACCAUAUGCUGAAAACGCAAAAGGCCAGCUGCAAGUUGCAAUGAGACUUGCUUUGGACGACUCCUAUAGCGUGUUCCACAGGGUUGAGGACUAUCCCAUAACAAAAUAUCUACAGCAGCCCCUGUACUUUGAAGUGGAGCUGUUAACACCUGCAAGCCCCGAAGUGUCGGUGGAGCUGGAGAACUGCUGGGCGACGCUGGCUGAAGACAGGACGUCUCGGCCCAGAUGGAAUCUCAUCAUUAAUGGCUGUACAAACCCUGUUGACCAGUAUCAGGUGAUCUUCCAUCCAGUUUGGACUGAUGCCAGAGUUCAGUAUCCUUCUCAUUUCAAACGCUUUGAGGUAAAGAUGUUUGCCUUCACUCGAGACCAAGAGGAUUUGAGUCGCCAGCUCUUCGUCCACUGUGAUGUGAUGAUCUGUGAUGCCAGAAAUCCACUUGGUGGAGUUUGCAAGGGGCAAUGUGUGAACCCAGAUAACAGAAAUAAAGGUCAAAGACGUGCCGUUUCAGAUGAGAACAAGUUCAAUCAUGUGUCACUGGGGCCAAUCCGUAUUAGCUGA